Messenger RNA from Laetiporus sulphureus 93-53, 1940 nucleotides. RefSeq names its product MFS general substrate transporter. Gene Ontology annotation, molecular function: transmembrane transporter activity. The transcript is spliced from 13 exons. The record is from RefSeq and is a predicted model, not a curated record. The coding region runs from base 27 to 1778 and encodes 583 amino acids. Gene Ontology annotation, biological process: transmembrane transport. NCBI's taxonomy places the organism in Eukaryota, Fungi, Basidiomycota, Agaricomycetes, Polyporales, Laetiporaceae.
GCCCUUUGGUCGUCUACGUACAGUAUAUGAACGCCUCCUUGUUCGUGUCCCCAGAGGUUCUUGCUGCUUCUGUUACGGUCAAGCCACGUUCCACAGGCUCUCACGGCCGCAGAACCCCUUCAAGAAGAUAUCGCGCAACAUCUGCCGGCGCGCAGGGAAGCGACGCGAUUGACUUGAUCACAUCAUCUCUUUUCACAAUGAUGUCCGAGUCGCAGAACUCGUCGUUGAAUGAUGUGGAGGCUGCCCGAGAGAAGCGGUACCCAGGUAGCGGAACAUUGGAGGACCCGUAUGUGGUCGAUUGGGACCAAGGGGAUCCCGAAAAUCCGUUUAACUGGAAAAAGUCGAAGAAAUGGGUUAUCACAAUACAGUUGGCCUAUGCGACGUGGGUGGCGGCGUUCUGCAGUAGUGCAUACAGCGGCGGAAUAACAUAUACUGUGAAAGAGCUACACGUAUCGAAAGAGGUCGCGCUCUUGGGAGUGUCUCUUUAUGUAUUAGGCUUCUUCGUAGGCCCGUUAUUCUGGGCGCCGUUGAGUGAGAUGUACGGGAGGCGGAUCGUCUUCAUCUGUACGUUCUUCGUCUUUAUGCUCCUGCACAUAGGCGGAGCACUCUGUAAAAACAUUGCAACACUUCUUGCUACUCGUGUUCUCGCAGGAAUGUUCGGUGUCUCGCCCUUCUCGAACUCAGGAGCCGCUCUCGCCGACAUAUGGACAGCCAGAGAACGCGGUGUGGCUGCUUCCUUGUACGCAUCUGCACCAUUUAUGGGCCCAGUCAUUGGACCGCUUGUCGGCGGAUGGAUUUCGAUGUCGCGCGUCGGCUGGCACUUCAACUUCUGGAUCAUGUUCAUUUUGUCAGGUAUUGGCCUCCUCGGUUUUAUAUUCAUCGUACCAGAAACGUACGCACCGGUACUGCUGCGCUGGAGGGCGCGAAAGCUGCGCCGAGCCAGCGAAGGCAGGGUGCGGUACAUUUCCAAGUUCGAUCUUACCCGUGGGACAAACCGAAUUGCAAACUUCAAGACAAACAUGAAGCGGCCGUUCAUUUUUCUGUUUGCGGAGCCGAUUGUGACGCUGUUCGCGAUCUAUGUCUCCAUCGCAUACGCGAUUCUCUACGCCUUUUUCGCCUCGUACCCGAUCGUGUUCGAGGAGCAGCGCGGAUGGAGUCCGGGCCUCGAUGGCUUGGCAUUUAUCGGUGUCGGGGUGGGCACGACGCUUGGGAUGUGUUUGUCUCCGGUGCAGAAUAGGUUAUACUGGAGAGCAAUGGCACAGAGUCCUACCGGGGUCGCACCGCCAGAAGCGCGGUUGUACGGACCGAUGCUUGGUGGUCUGUGUUUGCCAAUAGGGCUGUGGUGGUUCGCUUGGACGAGCGAGCCGCGCUACUUGUGGAUCCUCCCCGUCAUCGCUGGCGGCUUCUUCGGAAUGGGUGUCGCGCUCAUUAUCCAGGGCGUUACCCAAUACCUCAUGGAUGCGUACCGGAUGUAUGGCGCGAGCGCUAUCGCUGCGACGGUGGUGCUGCGCUCGAUAUGUGCGGCAAUUUUCCCGGAGGUCGUGCCGAUUAUGUAUCAGAGGCUGGGCGACGGCUGGGCAUGCACGGUCUUUGCAUUCUUGGUGACAGCAUGCAUGCCGCUGCCGUUCUUGUUCUUCAAAUACGGCGCGUGGGUGCGCAGACACUCCAAGUGGGCACUCCAGGACUCGGUACCGCCUCCAGCGCCUGCACCUAUGAAGCCGGUACCGAUAGUGCCAGAGCAUGCUAUCAGCGAGAAGCCAGCGCAAUCUUCGGCUUGAAUGAUUCGCAUCCUGGCACUGAACCCCAUAUACCCGCGAUAGAAGACGACAGUUUAUGUGAUGACGACCUUGUUUUUGCGCACGACCCUCUUAUACCUUAGCAUUGUGACCGUCAUGGAGUCUUGUAAUGUGUGUACCCGCAGUGCAUGAGCAAUAUCAAUC